GUCCGCCCGUCAAAGUCUCGUGUUAUGGCUCGCCAUCGAACGCUCACCACUUCGCCCCGCUUUUGGACUCCCGCCAGCUCACUUGCUCCCGACCGCCACCUCUUCCUUUGACGACGUGUCCUAACUAGCCUCCCGGCCGUCCGGCCACACACAACUCCCCCCGUCCUCGAGACUCUAACUCCCAGCGGCGACUAAAAACCGACCGUCCACAAUGCCUCAGGCAUCCCGCAUCGUCGCGCGAGCAGCGCACGGCGAAAAGGACGCGGCGACCAAGGCCCAGGAGCAAGAGUUCAAGCGCGCGAGGGGCGCGAUAUCUUGCGCAGAAUGCCGCCGCCUCAAGCUCAAGUGCGACAAAACCGUGCCCUGCGGCUCGUGCAAGCGACGCGGGUGCGAGUCAAUCUGUCCGAACGGCAGUCUUACGACGGGCCAGGGAACCAGGUUCAUCCUCGCCGACACCGACAGGCUGCACAGGAAGAUCACCGAGAUGAGCGACCGAAUACGCCAGCUCGAAGACGCACUCGCGAUCAUGCAGUCCGCCACGACGCGGGACACGCACCCACUCUUGCGCGCCGACCUUCUCAGCAUCAAGUCAGGACUUGACCUGCAUUCGGCAGUGAACUCAAAGACAGGAGCCCCACAGACGGAGCAGGAAGUGGAUGAAGAGUCACAGGCGAUAGAUGCGUUCGGCACGCUUGCCGUGCACGACGACGGCGCGGCGACGUUCUACGGACGUUCAGCUGGUUCAGAGAGCCUCUUGCUGGAUGAGAAGGCCGCUGCACCCGCGGAGCCAGCCGGCGCUGCACUCAAUAUGGACUCGUUCCAUCCGCACAUCCACGACCUUGCGAAUGCUUUCCCUGCGGCAGCCGUGGCGCUCGGAGACGCAUCAAACCUGCAAACCUUGGUUGCGGAUCACCUCCCCGAGUGGCCGCGCGCGCAAAAGCUGUGCGAGCUCUACCUAGAGCAAGCACCAUGGUUUUUUGGUGCCAUUACCCGUCGACAGCUCCUUGAGGAGCUCCUACCACUCUUCUAUGGCGAAGCGCUAGACCUGCAGGGUGCAGACAAGCCUGGAUCGUCGCCGUCAUCCUACAAUCCCGACAGUCCCCCACAGCCGACACUCGUCGUCUCGAGCUCGGCCUUUGUCAGGUCUUCGACCGGCGGUGCGUCGGCGCACGAACUGGCACUCCUGUUCGUCGUCUUUUGCUUCGGCGCACUGACGGACCCGAAGUUGCCACCUGCCCCAAACAACAUCGAAGCGUCGACGUAUUAUCACCUCACCCGGGCAGCGCUGAACAUUGAGCCUGUCCUCGAUCGCCCACCUAGUGUUGCAACCGUCCAGACCCUCAGUCUCAUGGGCAUCUACCAAGGCCUUGUCGCCGACGAGCACAGUAUUGAGACUACUUGGGCCCUCAUGGGAUUAGCCUGUAAACUUGCGCAGAGUGUCGGCCUUCAUCGCGACUGCGCAAGGUGGAAGCUCCCUCCGGCCGAGGUGCAGAAGCGCCGUGCGCUCUUUUGGGAGCUUUUCAUCACCGACUGUUGGCAGGCUCUGGCCACUGGUCGGCUGCCGUCGUUCUCUCUGCCUUUUGUGGACGCGGAGCUGCCAGCGGACCCGGAUGAGACGCUUGCCGAAGACGGCACACCCCAGCCCAGCUUCCCGGCCUGGAAGGCGAUAUGGGGCAAGGAGUGCGUGUCGGGGGUUGUCGAGGUUACACUAAUGUCGCGUGCCCCCAAAUACUCGGCGAUAUUAGAGCUUGAUCGUAGGCUUCGAGAUGUGGCGCUACCCAGUUACGCUGUUGGACCUGCCCCGAAGGGGGCAUCGCUGAGCGAGACGAUGAGACACUUUAUGCCGAUCAACUAUCGCGAAUUUACCUUGCUAUACGUCCACCGCUGCUUCUUCGCCCAGGCACUUGCCGAUCAUCCGAAGGACCCGCUGCGUAGCCAGUACGCACCGUCGUUCCUCGCGGGUUAUCGCAGUGCCUGUGGGCUCAUCGACACGAUACGGGAGCAGUUCGCUAUCAAUCCCAUGCAGAUUGCAAGAUUCUGGGUGUUGUGGACCCAUGCGUUCUCAUCCGCCGUCAUGCUUGCUUCGGUGGUUACACAUGGAGGGACUACAAAGAUGGCCCACGCUGCCCUCGGCGAGCUGCGGUUGGCCGCUGCGCUAUUUGAGCAGGCGGCGCCCUUUGGCGGCCGAGCUAUCAAAUUCUUGACGGUGCUGAGAUGGUGCUCCUUUCCCUUGAAGCCUAUUAUCCGAAGGUUGCACCGGAAGGCGUACCAGAGUUUCAGCGAAGGCUAUGGUCGCCCCGUCAAGGACAUAUUCACGCCACGCGACUUCAAGAACGAAGAGCAAGACGAGCUGUCUAUUUUCAGCGGGCGCACGAGGACUGUUGCCACAAAGGCAGUGAAGCCACAGCAUUCGGCUCAGAAACGGUCUACUUCCCAGCGCCAAACGGGCGUUCAUUCUCCCGGCAUGACUGAAGCAUCAUCCUCCAGCGGCAGCGGGGACUCGCCGCACGCGUCGCACUCCCCGACGACUGCGCCGGAGUCUCCCGAAAACAUGCCUGCUCUGGCCGUGUACGGCAGCUCGGUGCACCCGAUGCUCGUCGACGACAUGCGCACGUUCGAGGGCCAGCUCGACGCGCAGAUACACAACGCCCAGCAGCAGUACUACCAGUCGAACGGGUCGCCACAGCUCAGCCCGCCGGGAGCGGGUGAUGAGUAUCCCCAGGUGUCGCCUCUGCAAGAGUACGAUCCGCAAGUGCUGGGGUACGAGCAGCCGGAAGAGCCCGACUGGCGGUGGCACCAGCAGGAGUCCCAGUCACCGCCGGUUUCUGCUCAUGUACAGCAACCGGCGUAUGACACUCCGUACCACUCGCCGCAACAGCCACAACAGCACCAGCAGCAGCCACAACAGCAACAGCAGCAACAGCAACAGCAACAGCAGCACUACCAUAAUGGGCAACAUGUCGCCGAGUUUCAUGCCGCGGAGUAUGCUGCGCCCAUGUACGGCAUUGACAGCGGGCCAGCCGUCCAACAGGCCUCGUCCGGGUACACUGCGCAGUCUGCGCAACCCGCGCCGGCGUACAUUCUAGACCCACAGCAAGAACAGCAGCAAACCCAACAGCAGUACUGGCAAGCGCCUGCCGCUCCGGAGUAUCAUACGCAGGCAGCCAUGUACCAUGACCCCACGGACGGACAGUACCAAGCGCCGUCGCAGGCUCAGCCACAGAAUUUGCAUGGCCAGCCCUCUGGAUUCGUGGCAGCGCACAUAGCGCAGUACCCCGCACAGCAUCCUUCGCACCAGCACCCUCGCCAGCACGUCCAGCAUCCUUCGCACCAUCCCCAGCAGCACGUCCAGCAUCCUUCGCACCAUCCCCAGCAGCACGUCCAGUACCAGCAACAGCCGGCCGCGCCGCCGCCACCGCGCGCUCAGCACCCCCAGCAUGUGCAGCACCCCCGGCACCCCCAGCAGACGUCUGCGGUGCUCUCGGUGCACUCGGGAUCGUACAGCCUCCAGGAGACGUGGACAUCGUUCAUGCAGCACGAGCUGCCCGCACCGCCGCGACCACAACCGCCGGCCCUGCCUCUCACGCAGGCGCCGCAGUACGGUCGCCGCUGAGAGCGACUGAUGCGCGCUUAGAUGUGGCGCUUAGAUGUGAUGUCUGCAGUAGAUUCUCGCUUCGACUCUCCCUCGUCCGUGGUUUCUCGGUUCGUUUUUCCGCCAUCUACCUCGCUCUCGUUCGUCCCCUUCCGCUACCCUUCCUUCUCUCAUGGCCUCUGUUUUCUUUUAUGGACUCGUUUAUGCCCCUGGCUGUGUAUGUGUUCUGACCUCGCUCUCUCCUCAGAAUCCCAGUUGUUGUCACCUAUGCCUCUCUUAUCACCUCGCUCUCAGUGUACUGUAGAUGAAACAUGUUCCUUGUAUCGAAGUUAUAUUACUUUCGGGGUGGGC
Molecule: messenger RNA, 3943 nt
Organism: Phanerochaete carnosa HHB-10118-sp
Lineage: Eukaryota; Fungi; Basidiomycota; Agaricomycetes; Polyporales; Phanerochaetaceae
Exons: 11
Coding region: 212-3613 (1133 amino acids)
Biological process (GO): regulation of DNA-templated transcription; DNA-templated transcription
Molecular function (GO): zinc ion binding; DNA binding; DNA-binding transcription factor activity, RNA polymerase II-specific
Source: RefSeq, a predicted model, not a curated record